GUGAGUGUAGUUUGUAACAGUGUGGUGAUAAUUUGGGCUACAUACAAUACAUAGCCUGAUACAUUCGGUGCUGGAGAAGGGGAUGCUUACAUCUCACAUCUGUAUGAAGGAAAAAAGGAAUGAAGAAGAAGCUUUAUAUUUAUUCUUGCCAUAAAAACGUGGAUAAUCAAUGCAGUGUCGCUCGUGCGCCUCUGGAAACAAAGCGAGACUGACCAAAUGCGGAUUUUUUACUUUAACUACGACUUCAGUUGUGUAGGUAACGCUACUGGCAUCACCGGCUGUCGCACUGUUGGUUAAAAUUACACAGAUAAGGGCCUUUAUUUUUUAAAGGCAUUUCUGGUCUGUUUUAUUUGUUGACUACAACGAGGAGGAGAAAGCGUUUUGGGCGGCCAGAUGCACCAUUUGGACGGCUGAGCUGUAGCACUUCACCCGCUCCUGAGCUCCAACGUGGGAGACUGAAGCAGGGUCUCGCAGCCAUGAGGACGCCGCCAUGUCAUCUUGAGCUGGGAAUAUCUGCACCUAUGGCAUCGUGUUUAGCGUGAGCUCACCAGCAACGAUGCCUGUUCACCCUGGGGAAGAAUGGUUCACUCCACUACUGCUCCCCUCCCAGAGGCAGGGGACAUUAACGCCAGUCUCUGCUGCUUCGUUACGGGGCUGCUGAACCUUACAGAGAGGCCGUCGAUGGAGAAUAUCUCCAUGGGCUCCCGGUUGCCCUCGGAGCCGGUCACGCCGACAACGGAGGCCCCGGAGAGCCUGCAAGGCGUCGGCCUACCUCUGCAGGUCUUCUUCUGCUUCGUCAUGGUCGCCAUCCUGCUUUUGGCUCUGUUGGGAAACGUGGUGGUGUGCCUGAUGGUGUACCAGAGAUCUGCCAUGCGCUCGGCCAUCAACAUCCUCUUGGCGAGCCUGGCGUUUGCAGACAUGAUGCUGGCCAUCCUGAACAUGCCCUUCGCUCUGGUUACCGUGGUGACUACCCAGUGGAUUUUCGGAGACGUUUUCUGUCGAGUUUCAGCCAUGCUUUUUUGGUUCUUUGUGAUGGAGGGCGUGGCUGUACUGCUUAUAAUAAGCAUAGACCGCUUUCUUAUUAUUGUCCAGAAGCAAGAUAAGCUGAGCCCACAGAGAGCUAAAGUGCUCAUAGUGGUCACAUGGGGACUCUCUUUCAUUUUCUCUUUCCCCCUGGCUGUCGGUUCCCCUCCCCUCCAGAUCCCUCCCAGGGCCCCUCAGUGUGUAUUUGGCUACAGCGCUGAGCCUGGUUACCACGCCUAUGUGUUGAUACUAAUGCUAGUCUUCUUCUUCCUACCUUUCAUGGUCAUGCUGUACACAUUUAUGGGGAUCCUCAACACCAUCCGCCACAACGCCAUCCGCAUCCACAGCCACCCAGACAGCAUCUGUCUGAGCCAGGCCAGCAAACUGGGCCUGCUGAGCCUCCAGAGGCCCUUCCAAAUGAACAUAGACAUGAGCUUCAAGACCCGUGCCUUCACCACCAUCCUCAUCCUCUUCUCUGUGUUUACAGUGUGCUGGGCGCCCUUCACUGCCUACAGUCUGGUAGCUACCUUCAGCGAUGGCUUCUACCACAAAGACAGCUUUUUUCAAAUUAGCACAUGGGUCCUGUGGUUGUGCUACCUCAAGUCAGCCCUAAACCCUCUCAUUUACUACUGGCGGAUCAAGAAGUUCCGCGAUGCCUGCCUUGAUCUGAUGCCCAAGUACUUCAAGUUUCUUCCUCAGCUGCCAGGCAACACGAAGAGGCGCAUACAGCCGAGCGCAGUGUAUGUAUGCGGAGAGCAUCGCACGGUGGUCUAAAGGAAAAGUCCACACUUCGACACUGUUAAAAACACAUCUUUACAUCAUGUACCUUGCAAUUCUGGGCCUGUUUUGUUGUUUGGUGGUUUACUUCUCUUGGCAGAAUGAAAACAGCACUGCAUUAAAAAAAAGGCAAGGGGCAUGCACGUUUUAAGGCUCAUCAAACACCAAAACACUUGCGCACCAAGAUAAUUAAUAUCAUUAGAUAUGAUUUGACCGAAAGAGGGCUGUGUAUUGUUUGAUAGUGUCGUCACGACACUGGAGUUUCAAACUUAGUUGCAAUACCUCGAAAAAUAUUGAUAUUUGAUUUGAUUUUUUAUUAAAAGAUAAACAUAACAUGGCUAUAACAUGAUGGCAAAUUUUCUCACUAGCAGUAAAACAGUAAACACGAACAAUAAGAGAUAGCAAGAAAGGGCAGCUGUUACCAAAACUGCAGAAAAUAAGUAUUGACACUGCUUCAAAAUAUUUAGUAUUGUAAGUAUCGAUAAGUAGAUAUUUUUGACAACACUGUUUUUUGAAAGAUUCCAAUACAUUACCCAAGUUUCAGUGCCAAAACAGGAUGUUCUUGAGACCUUACUUGAGCAAUAUGAACAUUAUUUUCGACAUAACUCUGUAUUUGACAAAAUAAGUCAAAUCUUUCAAAUGAUAAAUGUAAAAUACAAACAGCUAAACAAGAACUUUGAAAUACAGUAGUGGCAAAAUGUUAAUGUAAAUCCAGUAUUUGCUGUCUGUGAUAAAAUACUCAAAAUUCAAGUUUGACUUACUAGCUGUUAUGGGAGCCUUUUGAUAUCAACUACAUGAAUCUGAUUAGAUAUUCAAUGUCAGCUUUUGGUACUAAAGUCACAAUGAAGUACCCAAUGUAAUGCUGCAGGGACGACGUCUUUUUGUAGGCCGACCGGACAUUGACACAUUGCCCUGGUUCCCCCGGCAAAAAGUACCAAUGAGAUAUUUCCAUUUGAUUUUGGAUGAUUUAAGAAAAAUGUUUGAGGUUAAAAGCUAGCGUUAGCCUACAAAUUAAGUAUGCGAUCAUUGCUUAACUUCAUCGUCACCACCACAACAAGGCUCUGCUGCGUUUGCAGUGAUGACGUCCUGUAGUCACAUUUAGCCACUUGUUAGCAAUCACUUUUCUUAAGACAUGUAAAAGCUUCAAAAUUCACGGUGGUGGUGUAUUUACAGACGUAUAAUAUGUCAUAAAACAAAAGAGGAAAAUUUCAGGCAACUAACCAAAAACCCAUUGUGUUUUAAAGCUCUUCCUUGCAGUCUGCACUAACAGGCAUUGAGUAUAAAUACCCGGCCCUACUGGGGAAAGUUCAUCCAUCAUCAUUUUCCCUUCUAUCUUGACGACUGGAGUUAAACCAUUCUCAUUACAGAAUAAUCUACCAGUGUGCGCGACAUAUUUGAUCAACCAGUGCAGUACAUUGCCCGAUGACACUGCAAGAGUUGAGUCAGGGUCUACUUUUUUGCCGGAUGACCAUGCACUUCCUUGCUGAAGCCCUGCACAUCAAAGACCCUGCAGUGUUUUAAUGCAGUGCUUAUGUUGUUCUGACUUCCUGUUAAACUCUGAAGUUCAACAACAAUCAGAGUGUGUAUGAAGAUUCUCAAUGGGUCAUGGGAUGUCAGACAGGUGAAGGCAACUGGACUCAGCGUGUGGAAGAUGUUUUUGCAUCCAUUCAAAGAGGCUGCAUCACUGGUGAAACGUCAGUUUUAAAUUUCUGUCGUGUUUAGCUGAAUAGGUAUUUAUUUCUCGUUUUAAAAGGGUAAAAACUUGGUGGCUGUGCCGAAAGUAGCUGCAGUCUCUGCUUAAUUUAAUUUAAGUUACAGUUGGCAGCAGGUCAUGUAGAAUUGCUCCUCAUACAGCAGAUGAUAGUUGAUAUUUUUGCAUCUGCACUGGAAGUCCAGUUGCCUUUGAGUCUGUGGAGAUUGUUUGAUUCAGCUCAUCAUAUAUCAUCAUAUAUCAUCAUGUACCAACUGAAAGGCAGCUGCGCUGGCGGUUUUGUCUCAGUCUCAAACAGCAGACCAAACAACAGGUACAUUUUUCUCUGAUUUAGUUAUUGUAGAUAAACAAGCAUACAGAAAAAAAUGGUUUUAUAGAAGAGGGAGAGACUCAUCUCCACCAACAGCAGCUUCAGUAGGGCUUGGUAGCAAUACCUUUUAUUCUUUUAAAUGCAAACGUUCUUUUUUGUUAAAUAUGUGAACACAAGCAACCGUACAACAUUUUUGCCUAAAUACAGUGUAAAAAAAAAUGCAGCCCAAACGCCAGAGUAAAUGUUGGCAGUAUAUGUUUCUGCAAACCAUGGAUAUGUUACAUUGUACAUUUUAUAUGUUAAAGUUGUGCAUUUGAAAUGUAGUGGAUAUGCUUAACUUCAUGGUUAAGUACAUUUAAAUUUUAUUUUUAAUUUUAUGUUGUGACAAUGUUGUGAUUCAUGUGCAGCAGAGUCCUGCACGGGUCCAUUUUUGAAAACUCACACCUGCCCAUACCUGUAAAGCUCAGUACCAGAACCGAUGCUCAUCAUUAUGUUUAAGUCAAAGCUGCACCCACCCACACCCGUUAAUAAAAGUCUUGCUUUUAUUUUAAUGUAAUUGAACUGAAUUACAAAUCAGAGAAGAUGUCUCUUUCCGUGGCUGCGCUCGAUGCCAGGAUGGCAAAACAUUCUGUGCAAUGACUGCCAGGUUAGGAAACAUUGUAGCACGCUCCCUCCACCACCAUAAAACCUCAAGAGUGUCUUGGGUGUCUUGAACUGGGUGUAAGCUGCCACCUCAUCCUCGGGCUGCAUUGUUUUAUAGCUGGAGUCCUCCAUGUCGGUGGCGAAUGUGACCACGGUGUCAAAGGAUCAACUUGUGUCAUUGACUUUCAAAAUAAAAGGAAUUGCGGCUUGAUAGUGGUGACAUAUACUGCACAUCUUUUUUAUUUGUUUUAUUCUGAAAUAAUAUAUUUUUGUUCUCGCCCGCUGCCCACCCAAGUGUAGUUUAUUUUUACCCCUGCCCGUACCCAUGAAUUUAUGUAUAUACAUAUUUUGCAACAAGAGCGGCUAAAAAUGUCCUGACGUGUCAUUAAAAAAAAUACCUGGAUUUAUUGCAACAAGCAGGGCUAGAAAUGUCCCAACAUGUUGUUAAACAUACCCGGUUUUGUCACAACAUAAAUGGUUGGAAAUGUCCCAACCUGCCAUCAAAAAAAAAAAAAAACCUGGUAGUGUCGCAACAAGCAUGGGUGGAAAUGUCCAGACACAUUGUCCAAAAUAUCCACUUGUGAUGUUAGUUGUUCUCAAACAGUGGUCUGCAGAUGUUCGCCUAUCUGUCAGGCUAUCCACCAUCCCCUUGACCUCCUGAUGAGUAAUUCAGUUCAUAUACAUAUACAUGUAACCUGAACUUCAUUGUGUUGGAAUUGUCACUUAAGAAAUGUUGAUAUGAUAUGUAUGAAAUGUACAAAUGUAACAUAUUGAUGUUUGUACAGUGCCAACGUUUUAUUCUGGGGACUGGGCUGAAAAAUUGGCUAAAUUUUUGUUGAAGUCAGGAACUAUCUGUUCAAAGUCAACAAGGAUACCAAACUGUCAAAAUAUUUGGUGCCAGUUUUUGAUACUUGACGGUUUUUAAUACUUGGUUCUGCUGACAUAUUGCUUUUGGUACAAAGGAUAUUUAAAUUCAAUACCAAGCUCUACUCUGCAGAGCAGACUCAGCAAGAAGACAUUACCAGCUGAGAAUUCAACCUUGGAUAAACUUGCUGUGCUGCUGUAAUCCUAUCACUGCAGCUACGGCUCUUUGUCCACCUACUCAACCAAAAGUACAAACUUCUUCUGUGAGGGGGAGGCAAUGUCAUUCUGGGUAAAAAAAAAAAAAAAAAAAAAAAAGAA
Molecule: messenger RNA, 5645 nt
Organism: Epinephelus fuscoguttatus (brown-marbled grouper)
Lineage: Eukaryota; Metazoa; Chordata; Actinopteri; Perciformes; Serranidae
Gene: gpr63
Product: G protein-coupled receptor 63
Exons: 2
Coding region: 580-1797 (405 amino acids)
Biological process (GO): G protein-coupled receptor signaling pathway
Cellular component (GO): membrane
Molecular function (GO): G protein-coupled receptor activity
Source: RefSeq, a predicted model, not a curated record